UAAAAUAACGACUUUUGUUAUUUUUAAAGAUUUUAAAUUAUAUACUGAUAAAUUUUUAGUCUUUAGCGUGUGAUUUACAGAUUAGGCGAUGGGUCAUGUAGCUGAAUCCUUGGACCAUCCAGACAGUACAAAAUCCUUUCUAGAAGAUAUAAUAUCUUCAUACAAAAGAUUAAAAGGAUUAACUGAAAACCAAAGUCGAACAAUUAAUGGGCUUUGCGCCGAAAAAGAAGAUGUUGUUCAACGAUUACGUAAUCUCGUAAACAGAAGAAUCGAAAGUCAAGGGCCUGAUUUUGAUGAAUACUGUAUAAAUCGCAGAGGUUCCAGACAAUACGAGCAUAUUGAUCCCUCGCGAAUACGAACUAGAAUUAUGAAAAAAACAUUAAGUGUAGACAAACCUCAAUUAGAGAAUAAACCUACGAUAGAAACGGCGACUUCUGAAAUUUAAUGAGUUACUUUAUUAUUUCCUGUGUUUUCUCAGUGGAAUACUUUAAUGUAUCUUAUCUGCAUUCUGUGUUUCCUCACUCAAAUACUUUACAAAAAUUAUAAAAUAAAUAUUUUGAUUACUUAUAGUAUUGUUGAGAAUGUUAUAGGCUACAACUUUAUGAUUUUGUUUAA
Hydra vulgaris (swiftwater hydra) is the source of this 615-nucleotide messenger RNA. The record is from RefSeq and is a predicted model, not a curated record. NCBI's taxonomy places the organism in Eukaryota, Metazoa, Cnidaria, Hydrozoa, Anthoathecata, Hydridae.